This is a messenger RNA of Hypoxylon trugodes, 1086 nucleotides long. RefSeq lists its product as uncharacterized. The record is from RefSeq and is a predicted model, not a curated record. NCBI's taxonomy places the organism in Eukaryota, Fungi, Ascomycota, Sordariomycetes, Xylariales, Hypoxylaceae. The coding region runs from base 1 to 1086 and encodes 361 amino acids. The transcript has 2 exons.
AUGCGCUACGUUUUUGUGACAUUAUCAGCCGCUCUUUCAGCGGCUCAUGUCAUCCUUGAGAACCCCAAGCCAUUUCGCUUUCAAGCCUAUGGGCCAUCUAAUCCAAUCUCACCAGAUGGCUCGGAUUUUCCAUGUAAGUUGCCCCCGGGUGCCAAACUCGAACUCGACGGCGCCCCGAAGAUUAUGGCCAUUGGUGAGGAGCAAAGUGCCUCGUUCUUGGGUCCAGCCGUUCAUGGUGGCGGGUCAUGUCAAUUCAGUUUAUCUGGACCUGUGAGUAAUGGCGACUGGGCUGGUUACCCCGUAAGGAGUUCAGAUUGGAAAGUCUUUCACUCGAUUGAAGGUGGAUGUCCGGCGCGCAAUCAGAAAGGAAAUAUUGAUGGCCCGAAUCAAGAUAAGUACUCGUUCAAGAUCCCGGAGGGAAUCGAGCCUGGCGACUAUGUUUUUUCAUGGACUUGGCUGGCCCGGAUAGGAGGAGAACCGGAAUAUUACCAAAACUGUGCCCCAAUCACCGUCGUUCCCGCGAAGACGAAGCGCAUGUCCAACUCGGACCAGCGGGGAUUGUUUGCUAAAAGAGUGGGGUUCCCUCAACUCUUCAUGGCCAACACGGGCGACAUCUCAGGGGGUUGUACAACGGAAGAGGCCCUGCAGGAACAAGUUGCGAUUGCAUUUCCCGAUCCGGGCCCUUCCGUUGACCAUCCCGAGGGCACCGGAAAUUUGUUCAAGCAACAAUGCGAUGGGAAUCCGAAGGCAGGCAAAGCCCAGAAUGGAGGUCCUGUUGGUGCUCUAAAUUCGAGUGCAUCGCAACCUAGCUCAACCCCUGUGGAACAGCAUAGCACGUCCAGUACCUUGCUUCCCUCUUCCUCCUCCCUGACUUCGACUUACUCAAUGACUCCGUCAUCGUCUGCUGAAUCGAUAGUUCCUAGCUCGAGCCCCGGUGCUUGUAUAGAGGGCCAUCUAACGUGUCUUGGUGAUGGCACUCAUUUCGCUACUUGCACUGGCGGACAGCUAACACCUCCGCAGCCUAUUGCGCUCGGAUUUAAGUGUAAGGUGGGUUCUAGCGUUGGGCUCGAUAUCUCGCCGGCGUAG